Molecule: messenger RNA, 1200 nt
Organism: Trichomonas vaginalis G3
Lineage: Eukaryota; Parabasalia; Trichomonadida; Trichomonadidae
Exons: 1
Coding region: 1-1200 (399 amino acids)
Source: RefSeq, a predicted model, not a curated record
AUGGAUGACGUCGAAAAACAGAAAAACGAAACAAUUAAAUACAAACGCAACGGAUUAUUAUGGGUUGAACUUUCUAUGGAAUACAAUCGACACGUUCAAUUACAAUACGUUCUUGAACAUCUUGGAGAUAAAGGCAGCAAUCCAAAGUUAAGAAAGAUAAAGAUGUCACCAGUCUUUUCAUGGUGGAAGCGCGAAAUGUUACGUCAACGCUGGCGUGAAAUCAACGAAACUCUUCAUUAUAAUGAUGUAACUAAGAAGAUUGAAGCGAAAUACUCCGAUUUUGCUAACGAACGUGCCGAAGAAGCAUCAAAACAGAUGAAUUCAUUGCAAACAUUACAAAAUCCUCCAAUUAAAGAUUUAGUCUCUCUUGAAGCCCUUUCUGACUUAAACAGCUUUGUUAUUCCUCAUGUUGCCAUUACGUCUAACCUAUCUGGCUUCAAUGAUGCUGAUUACUGUCAAUCGACAAUAGUUGAUGAAAUUACUGGAGUUUCUGAAAGCGAAAUACCACCAGCAUUCAGAUCAAAAGGUGGUAGAAAGUCUAAGAAUGGCAAUAAUAAUGAUAAUGAUGAUUCUUAUGAAUACGAUUCCGCAGGAAAUAGAAUUGAAGGAAAUAAUUCGAAGAAAGGUUCAAAGAAUGGAUCCAACAACAGUAAAAAUAAUAAUGGAUCUAAUUCUAAUGGAAAAUCCAAUGAUAAUUCCGAUGGAAAUAAUAAUUCCAAUUUCGGAGGCGGAAUCUUCGGAUUUUUCAAGGGAUCGAACAAUCCAAAUAAUUCUAAGAACAAUGGCCCUGAAAAUUCAGACAAAAACGGAAAAUCAGAAAAUCAAAGGUCUUCAAGAGGAAAAGGAAGAAAUGGAAGUGGAAAGAAUAACGGUACAAAUGGAAAUGACACAAAUGAUGACUAUUAUGAUGAUUAUUACAGUGUUGAUCCAAAUAAUUCCAAAGAUGGAAAUAAUUCUCCUCGUAGACAUCACAGAUCAGGAAGAAACAACAGCGAAUCAUUAAAGGAUGCUAAUGGAAACCCUAUUAGUCCAAGAAACAAGUCCAGAAGAUCAAAUAAUUCAAAUAAUAAUGGUAAUGAAGGAAAUGAAGAUGGAAUAGCAGGAAAUGGCGUCCAUUCAAGAAAGAACGGCUCCAAAGGACCUAAUUCUUCAAAAGGAGAUGGAUUUUCUGCUGAUUUUAAUUCAAAUGACGAAAUAUGA